Alnus glutinosa is the source of this 474-nucleotide messenger RNA. Its product is annotated as probable glutathione S-transferase parC. The record is from RefSeq and is a predicted model, not a curated record. Gene Ontology annotation, biological process: glutathione metabolic process. Gene Ontology annotation, cellular component: cytoplasm. The transcript has a single exon. The coding region runs from base 34 to 378 and encodes 114 amino acids. Gene Ontology annotation, molecular function: glutathione transferase activity. NCBI's taxonomy places the organism in Eukaryota, Viridiplantae, Streptophyta, Magnoliopsida, Fagales, Betulaceae.
CCUUUUUGCUUAAAAUCAAUUUUUUUAUAAUAAAUGGAGGAUGAAAGGUGGAUGAGGGGUGCAUGUGUAGCACCCCUCUUCUUGGAAAUAUUCAAGACAUUGGAGGGAGAGCUUGGGGAUAAGCCUUACUUUGGGGGUGAGACAUUUGGGUUUGUCGACAUUGCUCUCAUCACUUUCUACAGUCGGUUCUAUGUGUAUGAGACUUUUGGCAGGUUGAGCAUGGAGGUGGAGUGCCCCAAGAUUGUUGCAUGGGCUAAGAGAUGCAUGCAGAAGGAGAGUGUCGCUAACACUCUUCCUGACCAGAAGAAAGUUUAUGAGUUUGUCUUGGAGUGGUUUGGAUUAGAGCAAGCUCAGCCGGCCAGAAUUACAACAGUAUAGAAGUGCAUGUUUUUGCGUUGUGUCCGCCAAAUGUUUGAUGAAAAUGAAAUUGUGUUUUUCUACGAAAGGAAUGAUAUAUCUUCUCUUCCGUCUUAA